AGCCCGGGCCCGGGGCGGGGUGCGGGGGGCCCGGCCGCAGUCCGGCCCCGGAGCCGGCGGGAGAGGAGCGGCGGCAGGCGCGGGCUGGGCCCCGCCGCGUCCUGCGUCCCCGCCAUGCCGCCCGCCGGGCCCCGCGGGGCCGCGCCGCUCGCCGCCCUGGCGCUGCUGGCGCUGGGGGCCCCCCUGGCGCUGGCCGGAGAGGACUGCCUGUGGUACCUGGACCGGAACGGCUCCUGGCACCCCGGCUUCGACUGCGAGUUCUUCAGCUUCUGCUGCGGCACCUGCUACCAGCGCUUCUGCUGCCGGGACCUGACCCUGCUCAUCACCGAGAGGCAGCAGAAGCACUGCCUGGCCUUCAGUCCCAAGACCAUCGCGGGCAUCGCCUCAGCCGUGAUCCUGUUCGUGGCGGUGGUGGCCACGACCAUCUGCUGCUUCCUUUGCUCCUGCUGCUACCUGUACCGCCGGCGUCAGCAGCUGCAGAGCCCGUUCGAAGGCCAAGAGAUCCCAAUGACCGGCAUCCCAGUACAGCCAGUGUACCCCUACCCCCAGGAUCCCAAAGCUGGCCCUGCACCCCCACAGCCUGGCUUUAUGUACCCGCCCAGCGGUCCUGCUCCCCAGUAUCCACUCUACCCAGCUGGGCCUCCUGUCUACAAUCCUGCAGCACCUCCUCCUUACAUGCCACCGCAACCCUCCUACCCCGGAGCCUGAGGACCAGCUGAACCUGCGGCCCCUCCGUCACAUCCACCCUGGGCCUGCCUUGGGCCCCCUCAGCAGCCCCGGAGCAUGCCAGAGCUGGGCCAUGCCGGGGACCCAGCCCCGGGAACCAGAUGAGGAGCAGAGCUGGGCCUUGGCGUGGGAGGUGAUCUGGGGUGGGGGGGUGGAUUCUGGACUAUUUCUGUGCCAAGGGAGGGCCGUGGGGUCCUGGGCCACAGCUCCUGCUCCCUCGGUGUCCCUUUCCCAGCACCUGGUCAGGAAGAUACGGUCGUCCUGUCUGCCCUGCACCACCGUGACGCGGAGGCAGGGAGGGGACUUGGCCACGGGCGGCACGAGCCCAGUUCCCGGCUGUCCCUGGCCAGGGCUCUGGCCUGCGGAUUAAAGCUAUAAAGAUCUCA
Molecule: messenger RNA, 1112 nt
Organism: Sorex araneus (European shrew)
Lineage: Eukaryota; Metazoa; Chordata; Mammalia; Eulipotyphla; Soricidae
Gene: SHISA4
Product: shisa family member 4
Exons: 5
Coding region: 115-708 (197 amino acids)
Source: RefSeq, a predicted model, not a curated record